This is a messenger RNA of Rubroshorea leprosula, 3068 nucleotides long. NCBI's taxonomy places the organism in Eukaryota, Viridiplantae, Streptophyta, Magnoliopsida, Malvales, Dipterocarpaceae. The record is from the annotation of a GenBank genome assembly.
UUUAAAAUGCUAGUCUAUUGGAUUCAUUUGUCUUCACAAAUAUAUUUAUUUAUUUUUAUUAUCUUUGCUGACGUGAGACUUCACACUUACAUGUGAAUUUGUAAUAUUGGAUUCAUUUGUCUUCACAAAUAUAUUUAUUUAUUUUUAUUAUCUCUGCUGACGUGAGACUUCACACUUACAUGUGAAUUUGUAACAUCUUGCUUAGGAGGAUUAAAUGAGAUUUAGAUUUGACCCUUUUUUCCAUACAUUUCAAUUUGAUGAUUUGGCUGCUUAUUUGCUUAACCUUAAUGCUACUCAUGUUUAACUCACCAAAAUAUUGUUGAAUUGUUGCAAACAAAAAAGAAUGGAGUAAAUCUUGCUGAAAUUUGAUCCUUUUAAUGAAUUCCUAAUCUUCAAUGGAAGGCCUAAAUAACAUAAGCACAAGUAUGUUAAUCUUAUUUUAUUCCUUUGGUGAGAGGCAACCUUUUCUUUUGAUGAUCAACAGCAUUAAUUAGUGUGUUUUCUUAGAUGGUAAAGUCAAACCUAAUUUGCAACAGAUAAAAAUGACAUAAAUUGAGUGCACUUGAUGUAAUGUUUUGACAAGAAAGGUGAUUCCUCUGCCUAAAUAUAAUCUACAUCAAAUGGCUGGGGGAAAACAUAUGUGUUAGUUAUGGUUCUUCAGUAUUUUUCUUCCUUAAAUAUGUAUCUCUUUUAAGUUGUCUUACAACAUGUUGGCCAACUUGUUUUGGUGCAUCCUCCACUUGUUUAUCAUGUGAUUCUAUUUAUUGUUUACCCAACUUCUAGGCAUCCUCCAUUAUGUGAGAAGAGCAGCCACUUCUCUAAGGUUAGAAUAUGUUCUAUGCUACCAUGCUUUUUCUAGUCUCUUUGGAUGCAAUGCUUGAUUUAGUGUGUGUUUAAUAUUGAACCUUAUUGUUACUUUACAGAGGGCAUGUCACAAAUGGAAACAACAGUUAUUUGGUUUCUAUACAACAAGAUCACCUUGAACUUGAGCCUCUCCCAUCACUUCUUGAAUUAACAUCAUUAAAUCAAGUUUCUGGCUUCAACAACAUCAAACAGAAUAGUAGCCUUUAACAUUGCACUUCAUCUACUAUGGCUAUUGAAAUUUUGAAACAGUCAGUUUCAAUUAGCAAGCCUACUUCUCCCAUGCAAGCCACAUCAGAGAGCAACAAUUUUGCUGACCAUGAUGGAAUUCUAGAUCCUUUUGUUAAACUUGAGACAGGUGAAAGACUGUUAAAACAAGUGCAAUUUUAUUCUCAGCCAUCAAUGACAAAAGGAACUAUCAUCAAAGAGCCAGUUAAAGUUGGAAACUUGAACCAUCAUCCCAACAUUAGCAAGUUGAAGGAUAUGAGAUUUGAGUCUUUUAAGACUUGGUCUGGUAAACUUGAAAGGCAAAUAUCAAAUGUGAAAGGAAAACCACAAAAUGUUGAGAAUGAAGCUUUGCCUGUAGCUUUGCCUGUAGACAGAUAUUAUGAUGCAUUAGAAGGACCUGAAUUGGAAAUUCUUCGACCUUCAGAGGAAAUUGUGCUGCCAAAUGACAAGACUUGGCCAUUCCUUCUUAGGUUUCCUAUUUCUUCAUUUGGUAUCUGUCUAGGACUUAGUAGCCAAGCCAUCAUGUGGAAAGCACUUGCCACAACUCCCUCCACAAAAUUCCUUCACAUAACUUUUGAAGUAGAUCGCAUCCUUUGGUGCAUUUCUUUUGCUCUUUUAGCUAUUGUCUUCACCAUCUAUCUUCUUAAAGUUAUCUUCUUCUUUGAAGCAGUUCGUCGUGAGUACCAUCAUCCAAUUCGUGUCAAUUUCUUCUUUGCCCCUUGGAUAGUACUCCUGUUAUUAUGUCUUGGAGUGCCACCUAUUGUUACAAAAAACUUACCUAAAGCUCUUUGGUAUGUCCUCAUGGUUCCAAUCUUAUGUCUCGAGCUUAAGAUCUAUGGUCAAUGGAUGUCUGGUGGGCGGAGGAAGCUUUCUAAAGUAGCUAAUCCCUCAAACCAUCUCUCAAUUAUUGGCAACUUUAUAGGGGCAACGUUAGGUGCUUCAAUAGGGCUAAAAGAAGGGCCUAUUUUCUUCUUUGCUGUUGGGUUAGCUCAUUACAUUGUUUUGUUUGUGACUCUAUACCAAAGACUUCCAACAAGUGAAAGACUCCCAAAAGAACUCCAUCCUGUAUUCUUCCUCUUUGUGGCAACUCCAAGUGCUGCUUCCAUGGCAUGGGCAGAAAUUCGAGGCUUUUUCGAUCAUGGAGCCCAAAUUGCUUACUUCAUUGCUUUGUUCCUCUAUUUUUCCCUAGCUGUUCGGGUGAAUUUUUUUCGCGGAAUUAAGUUUUCAUUGGCUUGGUGGGCAUACACUUUUCCAAUGACUGGUGCAGCCACAACAAGCAUCAGAUAUUCAAGUGUAGUCACAACUAUAGUAAAUCAAACUGUUGCUGUUAUGCUCUCAGCAAUCGCCACACUCAUAGCAUUAGCUUUACUUGUAACAACUAUAAUCCAUGCCUUUGUCUUCCGAGACCUCUUUCCUAAUGACAUAGCCAUUGCAAUUAGUGACAGGAAACCAAAACCACACAAGAAAUGGUUCCACAGAAGAAGUGGGAGCUUGGACCAUGCUAGAGAUAUUGACAAUUUCCUGAAGUUUGCUAAAAAAGAAGGCAUUGAUUUAGAAUCUUGCCUAUAACCCCCCCAACAACAAUAGAUAACAAAUGAGUCCAAAUUUAUGCCAAGGUUGAUUACUCUUUAGUAAGUCCUUGUAAAUUAUGUAUUUUCAGAACUCGAAUCAAACAUUGGAGGAACAAAUUAUUCAAGAAUUUUAGAUAGUUAUAAUGACCAAGUUUAUAAGAAGAAGGAGAAAGUUAAGGAGUUCUCUAGUUUAUUAUAGUCUGUAAACAUGAAUUUGACAUCGUUGUCAGUUCUUAGCAUCAAUGGUUGAAAAUUUGAGUGGUGUUUGCAUACAAAUAAAGCAGAUUUUCCAAGAGUAAUGGCUUAAAUGCAUGCAAAUCAUAAAAGAUGAUAUUCUUGAUGAAAGUUGCAUUAAGCAGCUUUGGUGCAAGUAGUACUACAUCAAUGCCAUAAAGCUGCACAAGUUUA